This is a messenger RNA of Manihot esculenta (cassava), 858 nucleotides long. RefSeq names its product magnesium-dependent phosphatase 1. Gene Ontology annotation, molecular function: acid phosphatase activity. The coding region runs from base 149 to 730 and encodes 193 amino acids. The transcript has 4 exons. The record is from RefSeq and is a predicted model, not a curated record. NCBI's taxonomy places the organism in Eukaryota, Viridiplantae, Streptophyta, Magnoliopsida, Malpighiales, Euphorbiaceae.
UAGUUUACCAAAUAAUUCGCAAGUCAUGGUUAUUAUAAGGUCUCUGAAUUGUCUGGUCGUUUCAAUUGGGUGAAAGAGCUUUUGAACAAAAAAAAUAUCUGGCGUAAUCUCUCUUUGGCGUAUUUCGACCAAGAGAGGAGGACAAGCAAUGGCCAUGGGAGAGGAGAAGGUGAAAGCUGAAGCCAUGCAGAUAAUAGGAAUGUUUCAAAUUUUGCCCAAAUUGGUCGUCUUCGACCUCGAUUACACUCUCUGGCCUUUCUACUGUGAAUGUCGUUCAAAACGUGAAAUGCCAUCUUUGUAUCCCCAUGCUAAAGGCAUAUUAUAUGCACUCAAGGACAAGGGAAUCGAUAUGGCUAUUGCUUCACGAUCACCUACCCCAGAUAUUGCAAAAACAUUCCUUGAAAAGUUGAGCAUCAAAUCAAUGUUUGUUGUGCAGGAGAUAUUUUCCAGUUGGACUCACAAGACUGAGCAUUUCCAGAGGAUUCAUUCGAGGACUGGGGUACCCUUUAACUCGAUGCUGUUUUUUGACGAUGAGGAUAGGAACAUCCAAGCGGUUUCGAAGAUGGGAGCGACUAGCAUUCUAGUUGGUAAUGGUGUCAAUCUUGGAGCAUUGAGACAGGGGCUCACAAAAUUCUCUCAAAAUGUCAUUACAUCUGAGAAGAACAAGCAAAGAUGGCUGAAAUUUUCACAAAAGUCAGAUUCAUCUAAGAAGAAGAAAGAGCAAGAUUGAAGGAAUGGAUAUUUAUGACAUUGAAAAUUUAGAUAAGAAAUGCCAUUUUUAGUGUUUGUUGUGGUAUAUACUUUCUAGAGUAAUUAAAGAGAAUUAAAAAUGAAGUACAUGAUUUUAUUCUGUGUUUA